Molecule: messenger RNA, 1559 nt
Organism: Ooceraea biroi (clonal raider ant)
Lineage: Eukaryota; Metazoa; Arthropoda; Insecta; Hymenoptera; Formicidae
Biological process (GO): detection of chemical stimulus involved in sensory perception of smell; sensory perception of smell
Cellular component (GO): plasma membrane
Molecular function (GO): odorant binding; olfactory receptor activity
Source: RefSeq, a predicted model, not a curated record
UGAUUCACAGCAUUCCUCCAGAAAAGACACAUGAUACGACAUCUCAAUAUUAUUUCUUCCAACAUGUCUUUGAAUCGUAGAAGAAUAGAGAGCGCUGAAAAUCGUUACAAAAUAAAUCAAAUACUUCUCUCGUCACUGAAUUUAUGGCCGUUUCAACAAUCAAAAUAUACGAAAAUUAUUCGUACCUUUCACUUUGGCAUAAUGACAUCUUUUAUAUUCUUUCAGUUGACAUCGUUCGUUACAUAUGAAGUUACUCUAGAUGUCAUCAUUAUGGUUCUUUCAUAUGCCAUACCGUCUUUUAUAUAUGUGAUACAAUAUUACUCAUUUUCUUUCAAACCUUAUACAGUGAAGCGAAUUUGGAAAGAUAUUCAUAACAGCUGGGAUUUGAUGAAAAACGGAGCGGAGCGCAAAAUAAUGCGGCAAUAUUCAAUCGCGGGUGAACAGAUCACGAUAUUACUAUCACUAUCUAUCAUCACGAGCUGCGUCUUCUAUGCGAUUUUUGAAGCAAUGCCAAUCAUUCUCGACAUGAUCUUCCCAUUAAAUGAAACCCGUCCACGCGAGAUUCAUGCUUUGACAGAAUAUUUCAUCGACGAAAGAACAUACUUUUGUCCGAUCUUAUGCCAUUGGUUGAUUGGUCUGAUGUUAGGUGCUUACGUGGUUGCAGUCACAUGUACGUUACACUUGGUGUACAUGGAACACAUCUGCGGAUUAUUAAAAGUUGCCAAUUAUCGUAUCGAACAUUCACUCGAUGAAUGCGCAUUAUGCGAUUCCACUCAUGGGAAAAAUCGCGCUAUUCAAAACAUAACCGCUGCAGUGGAUAUACAUCGAAAAGCCGUCAAGCGUUGCGUAUUUGUACUAGACAAUUUUAACCCAUAUUUUUUCGUGAUAUUGAUAAUUGGUGUUUCAUCUUUAAGUUUAAAUUUGUUUCGACUGCUCAAAACAAUACUUGCGCUAGAUAAAAUGGUUCAGCUAGUUUCAUCAAUAUUAUUUGUUACUAUGCAUUUUGUGAUUAUGUACUUAGCUAAUUACUAUGGACAAAAAAUUACGGAUCAUCAUAACGAACUUUUUAAUACCACGUAUAAUGUACAAUGGUACACGGCUCCAAUAAAGAUUCAAAAAUUGCUAUUAUUCGUUAUGCAAAGCACUACGAAGAGCUAUUUUUUAAAUAUUGGAAAACUAGUUAUAAUUUCAAUAGAAGGUUUUGCUCAGCUCAUAAGUUUAUCAAUAUCAUACUUCACGGUAAUCUAUUCUCUGCUAUGAUAAACGGUUGUGUUGACUACCGAUUAUAAAUAAUACGUAGUAAAAGAUAUGUUAAAAGAAUUAAGCAACAUACUAGAAACGUGCACAUACUAGAAACAUUCUGUCUGUAAGUUAUAACUAAAUCAUUAUUCUGUUUCACACAAAUUUACUCUACAUGAUAAGAUAAAACCUGCAAUAAUGAUAUAAUACACAAUAACAUGAGAGAGAGAUUAAUAAUAUAAAUAUUCAGGUGAGUAAUUUUUUAGUUUUCGAUUGACACUAUCUUUAAAAAGGAAUAAAUAUAAAUGGGGGGCAGCGCA